AAAGAUAAGCUAAUAACUCAAAAAUUAACACAUAAUAUAAUCUAUCACUCCAAAAAAAAAAAUGGAUUAUUAUUCAACCUUGUUAUUAUUAUUUUCUUUUGUUUGGGCUUUCUUACAUCUUUUCAAACAUUUUAAUUCCUCAAAACUCACUUCUAGUAACAAUUCAAGGCUUCCUCCAGGGCCUAAAUCUGUACCAAUUCUAGGUAACUUGCCUCAUCUAGGCGAUUCGCCUCAUCGUUACUUAGCUAACCUAGCUAAAAUGUAUGGCCCCUUGAUCUCGGUUAAAUUUGGUAGUAUCACAACUAUUGUUGUAUCCUCGUCUACAGUAGCCAAAGAAAUGUUCCAAAAACAUGACCUAACACUUUCUACUAGGCAUGUUUCUGCCGCGGUACGUUCUAAUGGGCACGACAAGUUUUCCGUUGCAUGGCUACCCGUGUGUGCAAAAUGGCGAACCCUAAGGAAAAUCUCCGCCGUUCAAUUGUUCUCCACGCAAAGGCUUGACGCGAGCCAAGCCCUUAGACAAGAAAAAGUGGCUAAACUUAUGGAGUAUGUUAAGGAAUGUAGUAAGUCGGGGGAGGCUAUUGAUGUUGGUGGAGUUGCAUUUACAACUUCGCUAAACUUGUUGUCUAACACGUUCUUUUCGUUCGAUUUGGCUAGUUAUAACUCUAGUGAUACAGGGGAGUUUAAGGAGCUAGUUUGGAAGAUUAUGGAGGAGAUUGGAAAGCCUAAUUUGGUUGAUUGUUUUCCCAUGUUAAGAUUCUUGAGUGUGUUUAGUGUUAAUUGCAAUUUAAUGGGGUAUGGUAAUAAACUAAAUGAGGUUUUUGUGGAUAUUAUAAACAAGAGGUUGGAAAGUUUUGCUGUCAGUGGAAAUAAUGAUGGUGGUGAUGUGUUGGAUACACUUAUUAAGAUCAUGAAGGAGAAUGAAUCUGAGUUGAGUCUUGAUGAUAUUAAGCAUCUUCUCAUGGAUUUCUUUACCGCGGGAACAGAUACUACCUCAAGUACGUUAGAAUGGACAAUGACUGAACUCCUCCAUAGCCCGGAAAAAAUGGCAAAGGCUCAAGCUGAAUUGAAACAAGUUUUAGGAGAGAAUAGGAUUGUUGGAGAAUCUGACAUUUCAAAGCUUCCUUACUUACAAGCGAUAGUGAAAGAGACUUUAAGGAUGCACCCACCAACCGUGUUUUUACUUCCACGUAAGGCGACUAAUGAUGUUGAACUGUAUGGUUAUGUUGUGCCUAAAAAUGCGCAAGUAUUUGUUAACCUUUGGGCUAUUUCACGAGAUCCCAAUCACUGGGUAAAUCCGGAUUUGUUUUCACCUGAGAGGUUUUUGGAGCGCGAAAUUGAUAUGAAGGGACAAGAUUUUGGACUUAUUCCAUUUGGAGCUGGAAGAAGAAUAUGUCCUGGAGAUACAUUGGCAUUUCGAAUGCUGAAUCUUAUGUUGGGAAAUCUUCUUCACGGUUUUAAUUGGAAAGUUGGAGAUGGGCUCAAGCCAGAAAAUUUAGAUAUGACCGAUAAAUUUGGAAUUACUAUACAAAAAACUAUACCUCUUCGUGCCAUUCCACUCUCCAAGUAAAUUAAAAGAAGAAAAAAAAUUAGGAAAGACGUGGAACAUAGGCUAAAUGAAAUAAAAGGGUUGGUUCAAUUGAUUACUUUUUAUCUACCUAGAUUGAUUCCCAUAAUGGGGAGUCAUGUUACACAACUUCCUUACAGUUUUAUGUUGAAAAAUGUUCUCUUGGAUUCCUAGUUAUGUUAGAAGUUGUAACCUUAUAAAUGAUAAAUGCAGAAUACUUCUUUAAGUUUUAGAAAACUUUGGAGUAAAAUUUGAAUUUCAUAUCA
Messenger RNA from Chenopodium quinoa (quinoa), 1833 nucleotides. Its product is annotated as cytochrome P450 76AD1-like. The transcript is spliced from 2 exons. Gene Ontology annotation, molecular function: heme binding; iron ion binding; oxidoreductase activity, acting on paired donors, with incorporation or reduction of molecular oxygen. The record is from RefSeq and is a predicted model, not a curated record. NCBI's taxonomy places the organism in Eukaryota, Viridiplantae, Streptophyta, Magnoliopsida, Caryophyllales, Amaranthaceae. The coding region runs from base 62 to 1570 and encodes 502 amino acids.